ACAGCACCGGGGGACUACAGCGGCGUCAGCCACAGCGCUGCGGGCUUCACCAUUACCCCCCGCUACAUCAACGUUUAUAUUCCUGAUCAACCUACAUCUGCCACAGCAAGUCGCACCAUCUUCAUCCCAGCUGUUCUACAGGUUUUAACACCUACAGUCCCAGUGAGGCUGGGGUUUCCCAAACAGAGGAGGUUUAGUUGGGGGGAGUUUCUCCCACUCUCAUUCCCUUUCCCUGCACCAGCUCAGCAUGCCCCAGCCCCUGAGCACAUCCACAGCUCUCCCAGCUCCACUACCAUGUGUAGAUGGACAGUGACACAAGGUGCACCGGCCGCCUGGUUCUCCUCCUGCCCCUGCCGUAGACCUCCUUCACACCUCUCCCUCACCUUGCUGCUCCUGCUUCUCCUGCUCGGACCGUCCUCAUCCUCCCCGCUGUCCGCUUCGUCCGAACACGGCCGCAAUGCACCAGCAGGGACUUCUCCUCACUUCCUCAUCUCAUACCCACCACCCUCCUCAUCACCCACACCGCUUCACGCAUCCUCUGCAAGGUUGCCAAGGGCGACCAAUGUGUCAUCGUCGUCUGCGACGGUCGUUGGCCGGCACGUGCGAAGCAGCUACAAGCAUCUACAAGGGGACGUGCGCUGGCGGAAACUGUUCUCCUCCCAGAAAUUCUACCUUCGCAUUGGCGAGGAGGGAAAGGUUAACGGCACCGGAAACAAGGACGAUCCAUACAGUGUUUUGGAGAUCAAAUCAGUGGAUGUGGGUGUGGUGGCCAUCAAGGGCCUCAAAAGUAACCACUACCUGGCAAUCAAGAAGAAUGGCGUUCUGUAUGGAGCGAGAGAGUACGGCCCAGACUGCCGUCUAAUUGAACGCAUCGAGGAAAACAAGUAUAACACCUACGCUUCAGCUCAGUGGCUCAACAAGGACAAGCGCAUGUUUGUUGCACUGAACCCCAAGGGAAAGCCAAUGAAAGGAAGGAAGACACGAAGGAAAAACCCAGCCACUCACUUCCUGCCUAUUUUGUCAGAACAGCGAUGACUGGACAAAUCAGCAAAGGGAGAGCUCUGCAGAUUAAAGGCUAUUGGACGUUUUUUGGAGUUGAAGUGAUGGCUUCAUUGGACAGAUUCAAGUCUGAACAGUAUGAUGCACUGAGGAGGAAAAGAAAGGAAACAAACAGACAUUUUAUCACAGUUGGAUAAAGACAUUUCUAUUUUUAAAGAAAGAAAUAAGAUAUAUCGCUAUACAAUGUACAUAUUAUUUUCUGUUUUAAGUUAUAAAGUACACUGGCACGGUAAAAUUAUGAAAAGAAAUGACUUCUGUGCCAAAAUGUGAAACGGUAACUCACAUUUUUAGAUUUGUGUACGUGUGAAGUCAGUGACUGGGGAAGAAAUGGCAAAAGAGAAAACAUGGAGGAAAACAGGGGAAGGCAGAGGAAGUAUUAGCAGAAAGCUGACUGAUAGAAGAAGAAGAAAAGAUGAGAUGGGUGGAGGAAAAUGAAAAAAAGGUUGUGUUGUGUUUAGUCAAGUACCAACACAGCAGCAAGUCUAAAACUAUCAUGUUUCUUCUUUGAAUUUAUUUAUUUUGUGUAAUAUUUAACAAAAAAACCCUACAAAAAUACAAAAAAGAAAGUCUUUUUUUUUUUUUUUUACCAUGUAUGCUUCUCUUUGAAUACUAUACAUUUAAAC
This is a messenger RNA of Pundamilia nyererei, 1682 nucleotides long. It is a transcript of the gene fgf10a, whose product is annotated as fibroblast growth factor 10a. Gene Ontology annotation, molecular function: growth factor activity. The annotation marks the transcript as partial. The record is from RefSeq and is a predicted model, not a curated record. The transcript has 3 exons. Lineage: Eukaryota; Metazoa; Chordata; Actinopteri; Cichliformes; Cichlidae.